Colletotrichum higginsianum IMI 349063 is the source of this 1308-nucleotide messenger RNA. RefSeq names its product FAD dependent oxidoreductase. The transcript is spliced from 4 exons. The record is from RefSeq and is a predicted model, not a curated record. Gene Ontology annotation, molecular function: saccharopine oxidase activity; sarcosine oxidase activity; flavin adenine dinucleotide binding. NCBI's taxonomy places the organism in Eukaryota, Fungi, Ascomycota, Sordariomycetes, Glomerellales, Glomerellaceae. The coding region runs from base 1 to 1308 and encodes 435 amino acids.
AUGGCCAACAACAGCCCCUCUUUGUCCAAGAAGUCCAGCAUUGUAAUCAUUGGCGCGGGAACCUUUGGGAUUAGCACCGCGUAUUUUCUAGCCAAACGCGGCUACGCGAACAUCAAAUGCCUCGAUCGCCACCCUCCGCCGAGUCCCGACUCUGCGGGGUACGACUUGAACAAAAUCAUCAGGACCGAGUACGAUGAGCCCCUUUACACCGAGCUCGCACUCGAAGCCCUCAAUGCUUGGCGGCAACCCGAGUGGCGUGGCAUCUUCCACGAGACAGGCCGCAUCGUGACAACACUAGGGGAUCCUCUCGCGGAGAAGCAUCUCAAGGAGUCUUACGAGAACCUGAAAAAGGCAGGGCAGGCCGGCAGCCUCGAGCUGGUCGAGGGCAAGGAGCAGAUUGCCAAGCACGUUCCCCAGCUGCGCGAUGCGGACGGGAUCGAGAACUGGAAGGGGCUCUGGAACAGCCAAGGCGGAUGGGCGCACGCGAAAAAGUCGCUCGAGAAAUGGGGUCGAGAGGCGCAGGAUAUGGGCGUCCGCUUCGUAUCGGGACCUGGGGGCACCAUGGUCGGGCUCAAAGUUGACGGUACGGGCAAGCUUGAUGGAAUCAGCGUUGCUUCAGGCGACAUUGUGCGUGCCGACAGGUACAUACUCUGCACCGGAGCGGCGUCGCCAGAGGUACUCCCCGAGCUAUCCAGGGAGAUGUGGACGAAGUGCUGGUCCUUGGCGCACGUUGAGCUGAGCGACGAGGAAGUUGCCCAAUGGAAGGGGAUCCCCGUUGUCGACAACUUCGAGUUGGGCUUCACCUUUGAACCAGACCCCGAGACUAGAUGGAUGAAAAUCUGCGACGGAUCCCCCGGCUACCAAUACCGAGUCGGGACUUACACCGAUCCUUCGGGCAAAGUCGAACACUACUCGAUCCCUCGAUAUGCCAGUACACAUCCCGAGGACGGCAUCCCUGAAGAAGCCGCCCGGGCCAUAAACCGCUUCAUCGACACCGUCAUGCCACAGUUUUCAGGGCGGCCACUGCUGGGUGCGAGAGUCUGCUGGUGUACCGACUCUCCCGACGCCCACUGGCUGAUUGACAACCACCCAAAGCACCCAUCUCUCCUGCUGGCCACUGGUGACUCGGGGCACGCCUUCAAGAUGUUCCCGAUCAUCGGCGACUAUAUCUCGGAUGCUUUGGAGGGCAAGGAAAGGGGCCUGAGGAGGGAGUGGAGGUAUGGCAACAGGCAGUCGAAGCCCGUCGCGACUCGCCUAGGCACUGAAGUCAAGGACCUGAGAGAUGUAAUGCGCCUAAAGACGACAUAA